This is a messenger RNA of Musa acuminata subsp. malaccensis (wild Malaysian banana), 2749 nucleotides long. NCBI's taxonomy places the organism in Eukaryota, Viridiplantae, Streptophyta, Magnoliopsida, Zingiberales, Musaceae. The record is from RefSeq and is a predicted model, not a curated record.
AUCUGUUGUCGGUCGAGUAACAAAACCUCAUCUGAACCCUAAUCUUAAUCUCGCAGAAGAUGGCGUUCGCAGGGCGGUGGUUCGUGUGGCCGCGAAAAGCAACCCGGGGGAACGACACUCUCCAACGAGGCUCUGUGCCGAUCACGGUCUCGCUGACGCCGCUCGUCGCCCUGUUCCCUGCGAGGAGGAAUCUCAUGAAGUCUCAUCAGUGGAGUUUGUCCCAUCGGCGAACAACGACAGCAGCGACAGUGUCUUCCUUCAGCAGCAGCAACAACGUCUUCCUCCAGCGGUAGCAGCGACGUCUUCCUCCAACAGCAGUGGCGGCAGCGGCAGCGGCUUCUUCCCCUCCCUCCCGCCCAAUCAUUUGGCCAGAUGAAGGAAGCAGAAGGUGUUUCCACCAAAAGAGAGGGAAUCAUGCAGCUCCUCAAAUUGCAUCGCACAAAGCUCCUGUCCAAAUCAAUUUGAUUUGGCAUUUGCUUGUCGGAACCCAAACCAGAUCACCUUCACAACCUGAGACAAAAAGGAGAUAUGUUGGCUUUGUUAUCAGCAAUCCCAUUUCUGCCCUCAUGCACUAAUCUUUCUCUUUCCUCUCACAAAAAUACUGCUUUAUAUCCCAGAAUUUGCUCUCAAAAGCUCUCUGUAUCUUUCAGGUGCAAACUCGAUCCAUGGAAUCAAGACGUCUCUCUCGAUCGGAAUAGCUUCUUGUCCGUGUCCAAUGAUCAUGAGAAAGUUGUUGGGACUUUACAUUUGCUGCGUGUAUUGAAAUCUAAGCAGGAGGCGAACACAAUCUUAUUCCAGCGCGCAUGCACAGCGGAGAACAGCGAACGAUUCCCCACCACCUGUCAUCUUCCUGUCAGAUGAAAGCUGCCUCCCUGUCCGUAAACCAUGGAGCCAAUCAAACCAAGGCGCUGCAGAUUCUGAAAUGGUCACAUCCCAACAGUUAUCCUUUCCCCUUCUCCGCCACAUCCAAAGCUGAGUCCUGUUCGUUUUUGGAAUGCCGCCCAUUUCCUCCUCCCUGCCAUGAGUCUUGUUCUGACCACAGCCCGAUGAGCAGCAGAACAUAUCCAGAAAAAGCCACAAGGAAGCAGAAGCAUGGAAAAGAAAGAGGGCAGGCACUUUUACUGCGCACCUGGAUGCCACGGAAAAGAUGAUAACCAUGGUUGCUUCUUUGCUGCAAGCUAAAUUGUCAUACUUGAUAGCAGUAAACUCCACUGUGGAGCUGCAGAGUUCAGAUAGAUACUCAAAACAGAUAGAAGAAUUCUUCAAGUACUGCAAAAACAUACCAAUGUUUGCUUUUCAGACCAAAUUCAGGUGCAUCUGAAGCAUCUGAAGACCUCAACUCCGUCUACAUGCUCUGACCAACACGAAGCAAGUGAGAACUGUUAUCUACAGAUUUGGACAUGGAAGGAUUUAAACGGGAGGAAUGUUCCUGCGGAUCUGAAUCGCGAAAAGUGCCUUUCACGUCAUGAUCUGAAUCGCGGCCUCUGAUCAUGGUAUGUGACUCACGAUGUGAUCGGAGCGGCAGUGCGAUUCUUGAUGUGUGCCACAUCCUGUCGUCUUGAGACGAGCCGGGACGUGGAAGCAUGUACCACGAAGGUAAGAACAGGAUCAUCUUACAGCUCCUAUGGGGCACAUUAAAAGCUCUUCCUCGGACCAAGGAUCGAUCAACAAGCAACACUAGCGAGCAACAGCAAGUUGAUGCUUUCGAGUACUAUAUUAUGUUUUCCUGGUCCUACAGCCCCUUUGCAAAGCACAACAUGAUAACCAGUGUGCUUUUGAGUCGGUGCCUCACAAAUCUGCAGUGAAGUGCCUGCCCUCUUCCUCCAGGUUUUCUUCUCGAUUACUUGCUCUGUUUACCCUACCUGAUAUGCAUGGAAGAAGUUUGGAAGGACAUAAGCCUCAGCACCCUCCACCAAGACGUGCCCUCAACCCCUCUCCUCUCCUUCCACCACCACCACCACCGGACCUUCCACACUUCCAACCCCACCACCACCUCCUCUUUCGGAGGCAUCACCCUCGAGGACUUCCUUGCGGAUGCCCCCAAAGAAGCAACUCGGGUUCCUCCUCCAAGCAGCCGUCCUCCGGCUUCGAUUGAUCCCAGUCCUGACAACUCCGUCAGGUUCUUUGGCUAUGAUCUCAAUACCAGCGCCUGUGAUUGUAAAAUCAGUGGCUCUUCCUUCAACGACGCUCACUCUGAGUGCACGAAGAAGCGUUCACCGGAGCAGCAGCCUAACAGGAGCAUCGACGGCCAAGACGGCGCCGAGCGCAGGAAGAAGCGGAUAAUCAAGAACCGCGAGUCGGCUGCUCGAUCGAGAGCCAGGAAACAGGCCUACAUAAAUGAGCUUGAGCUAGAAGUUGCUCGUCUGCUGAAUGAGAACCAUGCGCUAAGGAGAGAGCUUGAAGAGCUGCGUAUGACAGUAGUAGCUUCACAGAACCCCACUGCUUCCAGGCGUGCGCUGCAGAGAACUGUAACAGCUCCAUUUUGAGUUGGAAAACCAAGAAAAGAAGGUUGCCUUUGGCAGCAAAUCCCACGUACAAGCCUGCUCUCCGAUCUGUGUUCCAGUGCUUCUGAUCUGUGCUGGUGUAGAUAUGGCAGAGUCCAACAAAGAAGAAGAGAACAGCACAGUUAUAUUGAUAUGUACACAUAGGUCCGUGUCUUUGCUUUCUUCCAAUGUGUAUAAUUAUCGCCACUCGGUUUGGUUUUGCUUGUAUAGAUAUAUAAAUUACUUGAACAAGGAAGAAUGGUACA